AUGUUAGAUUUUUUUAAGAGGCUGAACCAGUGCGAGGAAAAGGCUGCAUUGCUGAGUUUAAUCGAUCCAUACGCUGUUCAUUUUAUUUUAAAAAGUCGCAGCAUACCAAUAAUAACAGAUCUUUACGAGCCUAACAAUCUGGAUCUAAAUUAUCCUGAGCUUUUAAGCAACUGUUCAGAAGUUGAGGUAAACAUCUCCGAGAAAGAAAUUGAAAUGGCGAGCAGGACACAAGAACUCAUGAGAAGGGGCCAGGAGUUUUUAGUCAGUUAGUUUAGUUUUUAG
Messenger RNA from Pocillopora meandrina, 282 nucleotides. The record is from the annotation of a GenBank genome assembly. NCBI's taxonomy places the organism in Eukaryota, Metazoa, Cnidaria, Anthozoa, Scleractinia, Pocilloporidae.